AAAUUUAUUAGUAAAUUGUAUUUUGGUGUACGCAACUUUAGCCUUUGCCAAGGCAGUUAGAGUUAGCUCCCUUAGCUCCCCAUGCUAGUUCCGGUCUUUUAACAGCAUUAGCAGAGCAAGAUGGCAGCAGCCUCACAGUGCUUUAUAUAAAUAUAAAAUCCAGCGACAUCGCGAUGAACGCGUACAAUCUAAGAGAGCGAUCAAGCUCACUAAUGACAUUUCUCCAAAAUUGUGACAGCGAGGAGACCGAUGAUAAUGUACAUCGGAAAGAAAAUGCUUCUCAAUCUAGUGACGAACAUCAGGGUGAUGAUGGCCGGCAUGGUGCCUGUGGAGGCCCACCACCAUCAGCGAUGAGUGACAAACCAGAAGCCGAGCUCGAAAAGGAACUCGAUAGUUUAAAAGCGGAAUUAAAAAAAGGGGCUUUCUGCAAGGAGAUCGAAUAUUGUCGGCGGAAAAUUUAUGAACAAAAUCGCCCCUUCGUCUCCGCCCCUCCACGUGAUCGCCAGGAGGGUGGGUCAUCAACAGAGAGAGAACGACCCAGCACUUCAGGUGGUUCAAUGGUGGAGGAACUGGAGAGAGCUGCAAUGAAAUACAAAGACAAGGCAUGGGCUAGUACUACAGCAUCCACUUACCGUACACAUAUGCAGUGCUACUUAACUUUUUGCGGAAGUAUUAACUGUACAUCUGUCCCAACAGCAUUGAAAGUCCUUCAACUAUGNGUUUAUAUGCUGUAG
Mizuhopecten yessoensis (Yesso scallop) is the source of this 734-nucleotide messenger RNA. RefSeq lists its product as uncharacterized. The transcript is spliced from 2 exons. NCBI's taxonomy places the organism in Eukaryota, Metazoa, Mollusca, Bivalvia, Pectinida, Pectinidae. Bases 174 to 734 code for a protein of 186 amino acids. The record is from RefSeq and is a predicted model, not a curated record.